AUGGCUGCGAACAAUCCCUCGUACGCCUCCUUCCGUGCAGCGGCCACCGAAUACACUCCGCCCGCCUCGCCCCAACCACAGAUACCAUACGCCGCGAAGAAGGGGGGCUUCGGCUCACUACGGUCCAGACAUCCUGUACAACUCCAAAUGGACACGACGCAAGAAGCCCCCCUGCGUGACCGUACCAGGCGCAGCCCGACUUCUGGAGAUAGCCCGACACUGCCUUCCCAAAAGUUUACCCAACGCAAGCGCACUCCUUCCCUCCUCCGCCAUGCUGCUGUUCCGUCUCCCCUCCACGAAUCCCACGCUACUCCGGCGCCGCAGCCCAUGUCGCCGAUAAUGGCUCCAGCAAUGGCCCGCCAGGACAGCAACGGCCCACGCUCGCCUGACCUACGCGCCAUCUUCAACCCGCUGGCCAGCAACCCCAUCGGUUCGCCCGGCCCCGCAUGGAACUCACCCAUCGACGACAUGUCAGUGCCGCCCGUCUCGCCCCUCCGAGCCCGUGGCAUGACCAGCUCAUCACAGGGGCCUUUCCCACCUCCGCUACGCUCUGUGACGUCAAUCCCCGAUUACGCCCAGUAUCGCGGAAACGAGCGCACCAACCUCUCGGGCACUUACAAACCGAAUCGGGGCGUACCCAACUGGUCCCACAAAGACUAUUACCCUCCACCACCGCGGCCCUUCCGCGGCGAAGAGCCACGCUCCAGCUUCAAAUCCACAUGGACCACUGCUUCCUCAAGUAUCCUUGAGACUAGCGGUACAGAACGAAGCAGCAUAGCCACCGCACGCAGUUCUCUUGCGAGCGACAGACACCCUAGUAUAUACUCUCGAGAUGAGUCCAGAGAUCGUCUGCGGGAACGAGACGACUCUCCAGAGACGAUUCUGACCGAGGAAGCGGCCGAGGAAGAAGACAAUCUCGAUGCCGUUGGCGAUGUACUAGAUUCGUAUUUUUACGACGAGGACGAUGAAGAACGCAGCCCCAUCACCGAGCAACAUGACCGGGACUUCCAGAGCCCCUCACCACCAGCCCUGGAUUCAGAGCCUCCAGGCCUUUCCCAAACACCGUCUCGCGACUUCGAUUCCUUGGAUUCCUUCCAGUCGAGCGAGAGUCUCAAACGAUGGGACGAACGACCGAGCUCACGCGUCGGCGACUCGACAGACACCAACGCUGAACCAAACACAAACCCAAAGAAGCCUCUGACUAUCCGGCCUCCAUCUGGAUCGGAUUUUGAUGACGAGGUACUAGAGACGGAGUCGACGAAUCGUAAGGCCCUGCAGGUCGACUAUAUGCCCAAGGCCAGUCCUCUAAAAGCACCGCGCACACCAAAGUCAAACGCCGUCGCGCCGCAGCAAAAGAAGAGGCAGUCGGUUGCGCUGCAGCGGUCGAGCGAGGAAACGCCCCGCCGCAAGUCGAUUGCCUUACAGGCCCUUGCACUUAGGACAAUGAGUUCCUCGGACCGAGCUAAUCGCACACCCGCCAAGGGUCACAACCUGAAACGAUCCAAUACAAGCCAGUCGCAAUUCGAUCAUAUUCGACGUGAUAUAUCCGCACUUCCACAGUUGCCCAUGAGUCGCUCGCGUCUCUCGCGCCAGGAUUGGGCAAACAUCGAAGCUUAUUCAAAGAGACACAGCAAGAGGAAUAGUACGCGCAAAGGUUCCAAUGACUCCGGAGUCAAUAGGUCGGGGCCGUUGUCUCCCCAGUCUCCGCCUUUGCAAAGGUCAGAGGCUCUCCCGGAGGUUGACGAAGACGAAGCCAUUCCGAGGCGCGCUUCUACUAGCGUAUUCGACCGAAAGAGCGCAAUGUUCGAUCUUGGCAUGAUGUCGCAACUCAAUGCAGUGAAGAGCAAGCCUGAUUCAGUACGAAGCCCAACCCUGGCUCCACCCGGUCAACAAAUGCCCACUGUGACAGCACAAGGCCUGUGGAAAGUGGCGGCUCCUGCCGAGCGAGAUCGGUAUGGCUUCAAGAAGGCUUCCGACAAGAUUAGCGUCCAGGAGUACAACGCGUGGUCCUCGAGAUACGAAGAACACAUUGGCCGACGAAGGGGCAAGUGGAUCGCUCUCAUGACCAAGCAAGGCCUAUCAACGACCGAGCCAACCAAGUUCCCAGAUAUGUGCGAGAAGGUCAAGAGGUACGCACGCAAGGGAUAUCCUCCUGAGUGGCGAGGCGCCAUGUGGUGGUACUAUUCUGGUGGACAGCAUAUGAUUCAACAGAAGGAGAUGGUUGGUCUUUACAAGUCAUUGGCAGCCCGCGUAAACCGUGGCGAGCUCAACAAGGACGACAAGGAUGCGAUUGAGCGCGAUCUCGACAGGACAUUUCCAGACAACAUCCAUUUCCGUCCAGAGGCCGCGACUGAUCUGCUCGAUGGCGAGUCCGACGAUGAGCCAGCGUUGAUUCACGAUCUUCGCGAGGUCUUGUCAUGUUUCGCCCUGAACAAUCCCCACAUCGGAUACUGCCAGUCUCUCAACUUCAUCGCCGGUCUUCUUCUCCUCUUCCUGAAGCAAGACAAGGAGAAGGCCUUCAUCCUUCUUACCAUCAUUACGCAAAAUCAUCUUCCAGGUGCCCACGCUCGCAGCCUUGCAAACACCGAAGUCAAUGUUCUUAUGAUGUUGAUCAAAGACUACCUACCCAAGGUCUGGGCUUCGAUCAACGAUACCGACCUCAUCAACAGCGGCGCCGGCUCAAACGCCCACCCCAACUCCAAGUUCCAACGCCAGCCUACAGUGGCUCUCUCAUGUACAUCAUGGUUCAUGAGUAUCUUCGUGGGCGUGCUACCCAUCGAGACUGUUCUCCGUGUCUGGGACGCGUUUCUGUACGAAGGACCCCGUGCCCUGUACCGCUAUGCGCUUGCCAUCUUCAAGCUCGGUGAGCCGGAGAUCCGAAAGUACCGUCCAGGUGAUGGCGAGAUCUUCAUGGUAGUGCAGACGCUGCCCAGGCAAUGUCUGGAUCCGAACAUCCUGCACGACUUGGCGUUUGUAAAGAAGGGCUUCGGCAACAUGUCACAAAACGUCAUUGACCAGAAACGCAUGUUCUGGCGCGAACAAACCAUGAUUGCGCAUCAGAAUUCGGUCAAGAAAAGCGCGACUGGUCGCACCCAGCAGUCGACUGCGCAGACGCCGGAAGACGAGGACGGCGAUAGGGAUAGUCUCAGGAAGGCUAUUGGCCAUGGCCUGCGCCGUCGCGCGUCCCGCAAGUUCCGCAAAAUGGGCAUGAAGUGA
Molecule: messenger RNA, 3216 nt
Organism: Pyrenophora tritici-repentis Pt-1C-BFP
Lineage: Eukaryota; Fungi; Ascomycota; Dothideomycetes; Pleosporales; Pleosporaceae
Source: RefSeq, a predicted model, not a curated record